UUAAUGAAUCCCAGAUUUUUUUUUCUUCCGAAAUUCCGUUUCGGCGCAGCAGUCAUCUAAUCCAAGUCAUCUGCGGAGUUGCAGAAUCGCCCGCACAUCCUGCGCUUUGCACUCCUUGGACAUCUUCACCUUUCCCCCUUUAACAAACGGACACCAGAGGGAUCAGACAGAUGUGCAAAACACGUGGUUCGGCAGCAAGUAAAGCCCGCAGACUUGGAACUUCCUUUCUCGUUUGAAAUGUUUGUGGUUUUCUGAUUAUAGCCAGUGGAGUCCGAGAAGACGCACUGGGAGAAAGACGCUCCGAAACAACGACCACAGCGCAGUAGCCAGAGCUUCUCCCACAGCAGUGAGACAGACGGCCGUCUUCGGACUGUAUGGACUGGGCUUUAAACUGCUAGCGCGAGAGACGGCGGUGCAACUGGGCAGGCGAAUCAGAACAUCUUGCGAGAAGCGGGAGAUGCGAUAGAGAGCUUUGCUUUGUAACUUUAUUUCUAGAGGCUGUUCUCCGGUACCACGAUGAAAGACGACUUUGUUGAGGAAGAGGAGGUUCAGUCCUUUGGAUACAAGAGGUUUGGGAUUCAAGAAGGUGCCCAGUGUACUAAGUGCAAGAAUAACUGGGCUCUGAAAAGUGCAGUUGUACUUCUAUACAUCCUGUGUGCCUUAUUAACAAUCACUGUAGCCAUUCUGGGAUACAAAGUGGUUCAGAAAAUGGACAGUGUCACGGAAGGAAUGGAGACUUCACAUCGAUUGUAUUCAGAGAAGCUGACUGCUGUGGAGGGAGAUUUGAAAAAGCUUGAUAACCAGGCAGGAGAAAAAUCUGAAAACACCAACAAUGAACUCUCAGGGUUCAAAUCCAAGAUUCAAACCUUACAGCAGCAGCUUAGUGAUGUAGCUGAGAAGGCAACACUGAAUAAGGCCACUCUAGAUAAACUUCAAUAUGCUGGCCAGUCAAUGGAGAACAGUCAUAGUUCCUUACAAACUCUACUAGACAGUAACACUAACAUGAUUAAAACUGUCAACCGCACCCUACUCACCUACAGCAGCUACAUUAACAACUUGCAAGAAGACACAUCAAGACUGCAGACAGAUCUACAAGGUGAGGUACAGGUUCAGAGCCAAGCCAUUGUAAAUAUCAAUAGCCUCAAUUUGACACAAGCUCAACAACGGAACCUCAUCAGUGUUCUUCAGAAAUCCGUUGAUGACACUAGUCAGGCAAUUCAAAAAAUAAAGAAUGACUUCCAGAGUCUUCAGCAGACAGUCUUGCUGGCAAGAAAAGAAACAGAUUGGCUCAAAGAGAAGGUACAGAACCUGCAGGUGUUGGCCGGCAACAACUCGGCCUUGGCCAAAGCAAACAAUGACACUCUUGAGGACAUGAAUAUUCAGCUGAGCACACUUAGUAACCAGAUGAGUAACAUGUCUGUUAUGACAGAUACCCAUGAUCAAAGCUUACACCAGCUCCUUGAACACCAGAGAGACUAUGACAACAGGACUGCAAGCAAGUUUGACCAGUUUGAACAGAGAAUGGAUGUUGCUGAAAGGGAUAUUGACAGCAUCAUCAGCAACAUCAGCUACACCGCUCAGCAUCUUCGGUCUCUCACCAUUAAUCUCAAUGAUGUCAGAACCUAUUGCAGUGGCACUCUUAGUAAACAUGCUGAUGACCUCCUUAAUUUGAACAGCUCACUUGUGGACAUCCGUGUGGACACUACAGGACUCAGAGUGCAGCAGGAUGUCUUGAGGUCACGACUAGACAUUGAGGUUGCUAAUCUUUCCAUGAUCAUGGAGGAGAUGAAACUUGUGGACACCAAGCAUUUACAACUGAUUACAAAUUUUACUAUAUUACAAGGUCCACCUGGACCAAGGGGAUCCAAAGGUGAAAAAGGUCCUCAGGGCCCUGUCGGAGCACCUGGGCAAAAAGGAGAUAGAGGGGACAAGGGCGAUGCAGGACCACCUGGUUCCAGGGGAGAAAAAGGUUCUUCUGGACCAGCUGGUCCUCAAGGGAAUCCAGGUGAACCAGGACCCAGAGGAAGUCCAGGAUCAAAGGGUUCUAAAGGUUCUCCUGGGAGACCAGGUAUACCAGGGCCAAGGGGUGACCCAGGUCCUGCUGGCCUUCCUGGAAGAGAUGGCGUACCUGGACCAGCUGGACCACCAGGGCCUACAGGAGUGCGAGGCAUCAUUGGAGCCCCAGGAUCUCCUGGACCCAAAGGAGCAGAAGGCCCUCCUGGACCUCCUGGCCCUCCUGGUCCUCCAGGCCCUCCAGGAAAUUCUGAAAAUCCUGUAAAUCAGGGAGGACCAAUGGCACUAAAGAGUGAGUCCCCAACCUCAACCACUAAAACAAACGCCACAGAAUGCCCUGCACAGUGGAUUGGUUUUAGAAGCAAAUGUUACUACUUUUCAACAGAAGGACAAAUGUUUGAGGAAGCCAAGAAGCUUUGUGGAGAAAAGUCUUCUACAAUGGUUAUUAUCAAUGACAAGGAAGAGCAGCAAUGGGUAAAAAAACAAGUUUCUGGCAAGGGUUAUUUCUGGAUAGGUUUAACAGACCAAGAAAAGGAAAAUGAUUGGAAAUGGGUAGAUGGAACUACACCAACCUAUGUUAAUUGGAAAGAAGGCCAACCAGACAACUGGAGCCACGGUCAUGAACAUGGAGAGGAUUGUGCAGGCUUGAUCCAUGGUGGUCUUUGGAAUGAUUUCUUUUGCGAUGAUAUCAACAAAGUCAUCUGUGAAAAAGACAAUGACAAAGCUAAAAUGAAAGGAUUAUAGCACACAUGAACGGGACUGAAAAUGGUAUACUUUGUCAGACAAACCAGAAAUGAUGGGCCAGAGUCUGACAAGUUUCAGGGACAUUGGACCUUUGCCUUAACUGUGGAGUCUCUGAAGAUGUAUUAUGACAAUUUGGUAUCAUCUUCACUGUUGGAGUUUCAACACUGACUGCCUUUUGGAGCAAAGCACUACAUUAAUAGCAAUAGUUUAAAUGUGUUUCUGCUGUCUACAAGUGAAAACCAUACAAUCAAUAAAGCAAGAUAUAGUCUUUCCGCACUAAACCAAUGACGAACUGAGAAUAUUUUUUAAAUUUAGGUAUAAAGAAUCUAAACAGUCAUAUGAAAUGUAUAUUUCUUGUGUUUAUUUUACUAAAGCAGAUAUUGAAGCCUGUAGCCUAAUGUUUACCAAUGACAGAAUAUAUAUUUUCUUACAGGAAGUCUCUUUUAAUUUACAACCUUAGUUAAUUUUUACUAGGAAGACAAUGGGGAAGGAAGGAGUGUUGUAUUUUUUUAUAUAUUCAUCUCUGUUUCCAAUGCUUUUCUGUUUAAGACUGAAACCAAACAUAUAAAUCUAAAAUCAUACAGUAGCAAAGACCAGUGCUAUCGUUAUUCCCCAUUUUGAAGAUUUUUUUUCUAUUUACCCUUUCUUUUAAUAUGUUUUGAAUUAAAAGAUUGUUUGAAAUUUCAUAUUAUAUUUUUGAAUAUUUGUUUCAAAAUAGUGCACAUGUAAAUGCAAUCAGUGUCACAUAAUCUUAUCCCCAUUUACAAAAAUGUGCCUUUAGGAUGUUAUAGUCUCAGGGAAAUUGUUUUAUUUCCUAUAUUUGGUACAAUAUAUCCAUAACUUCAGACUACCUAUUCAACUGACUGAUACCGUUGGGAAUUGUUUAAAUAUAGUGCACCAUCCAAAGAGCAAUUAUCAAAGCAAUAAAUCUGUUUUAAUUUAA
Messenger RNA from Erpetoichthys calabaricus (reedfish), 3700 nucleotides. RefSeq names its product collectin sub-family member 12 (gene colec12). The transcript has 10 exons. The record is from RefSeq and is a predicted model, not a curated record. NCBI's taxonomy places the organism in Eukaryota, Metazoa, Chordata, Cladistia, Polypteriformes, Polypteridae. Bases 517 to 2757 code for a protein of 746 amino acids.